AUGAGCGACUUGCAGAAAUCCUUCGCCAAAUCGAAAUUGGCCAAGCUCUCGCACCAGCUACCCCCUAACAUUCUGUCCGCGACUCCUCACGAUGAGGACUACUCCUCCGCUUCAUCCACUGGCACGAUAAUCCCUUCACCCAGUCGCAAUCUAUUCGCCAGACCAAAUGGUGGUCGCGGAUCCCCUCAAACAAGCUUAAGCUGGACCGAGUUCUUCACUAAAGACCUGCAUCUCACUCAGGUCGACCCCAGCACCAACACGCGCAUCAUCCACCAUGUAUACCUCACGCCCCCCGCCGACUCCGGCAGUCCGCUCUUCGUGAUGCACCACGGCGCCGGCUCCUCAGGUCUUUCGUUCGCCGCGUGCGCCGAAGAGAUCCGCAAGCUCCUCCCCAAAGCAGGCAUCUUAUCGCUCGAUGCUCGUCACCACGGCAGCACGGUCGUGACGACAGCCUCCCCCGCCGACGACGAGGGGAACGACAGGGCCCCUCAGAAAGAAGACGGCUCACCCGCUCUCGAUCUCAGCCUGGAGACCCUCAACCGGGAUCUCGUCUUCGUCGUCCGCGAAACCCAGCGCCAGAUGGGCUGGGACGGUCUCCCAGACCUGAUCCUCGUCGGGCACAGCCUAGGCGGCGCCGUGAUAACCGACGUCGCAAAGACCGGCGAUUUAGGGUCGAAAGUAUUGGCCUAUGCCGUUCUGGAUGUUGUUGAAGGAUCCGCAAUGGACGCCCUCCAAAGCAUGGAAACAUAUCUCUUGACCCGACCCUCCCGCUUCCCUUCCAUAGCCUCCGGCAUAGAAUGGCACACUCGCUCGCGCACCAUCCGCAACAAAACCUCCGCCCGCAUCUCCGUCCCCUCCCUUCUCUACGAACAACCCACCCCGACAGACCCCACCAAACCCUGGGUUUGGCGCACCAACCUGUCCGAGACCAAGCCCUUCUGGGAGAACUGGUUCAUCAGCCUGAGUCGGAAGUUCCUCGAUGCGCGCGGCGGCAAACUCCUCCUGCUGGCGGGGACGGAUCGGCUCGAUAAGGAGUUGAUGAUCGGGCAGAUGCAAGGCAAAUACCAAUUACAGGUUCUGCCGGAAGCGGGCCAUUUCAUUCAGGAAGACCAGCCAGCCAAGACGGCGCAGAUUCUGGUGGACUUCUACAAGAGGAAUGAUCGAAGUGCAUUGGUGCUGCCGCCCAAGGUGGCGGACAUGCAGGCGCAGGCGGCCAUGAGCAAAGGGGACGGCGCUGGGCUAGGCUCUGGAGUUGGGGCCUUCAAGAGGGUGUAGAAGGUAUAUACGACUAGAGUGUAUGUCUUGUAUGUUCUGUUGAGAGGGGUUAUCUGUGUAUAGGUGCAAAUUCAGGUAUGAAGAAAAAAGUGUACAGAAGAUAAUGAGAUCUGUAUUGUUGUGUUCUGGUUUCUUCAACAAGCCCCCCCGGCUCCAACUUUGAAACAUAAUGCUGCCUGCCAAAUAAACACCAAAAGCCCACCGGCCAUCCCAUUUCGCAUUUUGCAUCCAGGACGCCGCCAAAUCAUCCAGCCAAAUCACUAACGAGUACAUGCGGUAAUGCAAAUCAGGGAGAAGACAGGAUGUCUCGACAGAAAAGCAGA
Messenger RNA from Aspergillus japonicus CBS 114.51, 1598 nucleotides. It is a transcript of the gene ppe1, whose product is annotated as putative ribosomal protein/carboxylic ester hydrolase (Ppe1). The transcript has 6 exons. The coding region runs from base 1 to 1275 and encodes 424 amino acids. The record is from RefSeq and is a predicted model, not a curated record. NCBI's taxonomy places the organism in Eukaryota, Fungi, Ascomycota, Eurotiomycetes, Eurotiales, Aspergillaceae. Gene Ontology annotation, molecular function: protein methylesterase activity. Gene Ontology annotation, biological process: protein demethylation.